ACACAGUUCCUCAUACAGUACUCCUACAAACAUUUAUUCUUUGAAUUGUACAUAUAUUGUCUAAGAACUGGCUGCCUAACCCCCAAAAAUUAGUAUUGCCAAUCUUAGUCAUGGAUAGUUGACAUGAUAUUUGAUAUACAGUACCUGUGAAAAAUUAUUAUUCCUAAGACAUAUUCAUUGGGGUCUAAUGGCUGCACAACGGCAUUAUUAUGGCAUUAUUAUGGCACAAUGGCAUUAUUAUUCGGCUAGAUAAAGUUGCAUGUGCUUGCCUAUGCCUAAACAUUACUGUCCAACUGAACAUAUCCUUGAAAGAUAUUAACAUAUAUUAUUUAAAAAUAAUCAACAUAAAACAGUAAUUAUAGGUUAUGCAAUGGUAUGCAAAUUAGUCAUUAGUUUUGCCUAGGCUUGCCAAGAAAUGGUAUUUUAAAUUUGGCUAUGAAGGUGCUUUUAGCUUAAACUGUAUCAAUAGUUCAGUAUUGAACACAUGGAUGUAAUCAUGAUGUAACAUGUAAUAUAUAAGGCCUACGGGCUCACCAUAGCCCGUGCUACUUGGAAUUUUACAUUCCAGGUAGCGAAUCUUUAACAACAACAACAACAUGUAGUAUCCAACAUAUUGGUACCCUGUAUAAUGAUAUAAUCUGCAUUAUUAAUGGAAUGGUUCAGAAAGUGGUUGGUGACCUGAUGGUUGCUACUAUACAACGGGGUGGCCAGUGCAAGUACAGUACCCAGUACCAUGUUUAGUCAAAACCCAGCUGUCGGUAAUAAGGUGAUCUGCAGUUAUUACCUGAAGGGCACCUGUAAAUAUGGAACAAGAUGUUGGAAUAUUCAUCCACAAACUCAAGGUGGUGCAGGGAUGGCAAAUACGUAUGCAACAGGUGCCACAGGCACUGGUGGCAAUGUGUUUGGUGCCAAGACCACCAAUCAGCAAGAAUCAAAAGAAUUUCAAGACUUUGUAAAACAAAUGAGUGGCGAGAUGAAUCAAUGGGAACGUAGUGGUCAGUGGCUGGUGUCGUGCUUUGCUCCCCUGAAAGCUCGCCUUCCUCUCUCGGGCUUCUCCGAUCAUUCGCCUGAAGAAUUUAGACUAAAAGCAUAUGAAGCACUGAAGACAAAUACAUCAAGUAGUUAUCAAGCUCAUUGGACUGAGAUGCAACAGAUGUACAAGCUGCUGCGAGAUGCACUUAAGAUGCCAACUCAAGAAGCUGUGCAGGCAAUGAGAGACGUGUACAAUUCCAAGAGUGCUCUAGAGCAACAAGAGCAACAGCAGCAGCAGCCAGUAAAGCAAACCAGUUUAUUUGGUAAACCACCUGGACAGACCGUGUUUGGGGUAACUUCUCAACCAGGUAGUGGAACAGGUCUUCUAGGAGCAAAACCACAACCCUCAAUCUUUGGAGGAUCCUCUACAGUAUUUGGAGGAAAUCAGCCCACAACUACAUCAGUAUUUGGUGGAGGAGCGACCAAGUCUGUCUUUGGAGGGCAACCGACACUUGGAGUGCAGAAUACUAGUCCCUUCGUAAAUCAAACCCCAAGUAUAUUUGGAGGGGCCAGCAAUAAUGUGUUCAAGAGUUCUCAAAAUUCAACAAGUACUGGAUUAUUUGGUUCUUCAUCACAGAGUCAAACAAGUACAGGGCCUAUAUUUGGAGGUAGUUCUACCUCAACUGCAGUUGGUCAGACUACUAGCAUCUUUGGAGGUGGACAGAAUCAGAGUACAGGAAGUAGUAUAUUUAAUAGCAACACUCAGAAUCAGCCUUCAAUAUUUGGAGGAACAACAGCUAAUGCACAAAGCAGUGUCUUUCAGGGAGCACAGGGAACAGCCCAAACUGCAGCAUCACAUGCAGGCGGAGGACAAGGUAUUUUUGGAAGCCAACAGCAGCAGCAGCAGGGAUUAUUUGGUGUGCAGCCAGUACAACAACAGCAACAACAGCAACAGCAGCCUGCUUCGGUGUUUGGUAGACAGAGCAUCUUUGGGGGCAGUCAGGCCACUCCAUUAUCAGGUGAUUCAGUACAAAAUACAUCACCAUUCACCUUUGGUGGUAGUACUCCUGGAUCUGUAUUUGGAGGUAGUGCUCCAAAAGGCACAGGGAGUAUAUUUGGAGGAAAUACAGCAUCUGGCAGAGGAAAUGGUAUCUUUGGUAAUGUACAGACAACUGGGCCAUUUGGCAAACCUUCUCUUCCAUUUGGAAAUACGAGUGAAGCAAGUACUAAUUCCGGAUUAUUUGGAAAACCAGCUGAAGGUGCACAACCUGCAACAGGUCAGGGAACUCCUGGGUUGUUUGGAAGACCCGCAGAAGGCACUCAAAAUCGUAUGCACUCUGCAAUUUCAAACGACCAUGCAGACUGGUACACAUCUUUAGACCAAUUAAAACCGGAAGAUAGAGCCCAGUUUGAAGCAGAAGCAUUUACUGCUGUACCGUUUUGUCCCCCGCCUCAGGAAUUGUGUGUGUGAAUUUGUGUACUGUACAAUAUUACAAAAAAGUCUGUGUAUAUGGCCUGGGUCUUCCAGUUAUGCUGAUACCUUCCAGUCCAGGACAAUUGCAUAUUUACUGUCCAUGCAUGUAUUUUUGCAAACCAUGAAAAUAGCUGUAAGAGCUGAAUCAUUUAAAUCUUGCAUUACCUGUUGACUUUCGUGUGAUAAACUGUGUUACGUAGUUUUUCUGGCUUGGCGCCUUCUUUUGAUAAUUACUUGAAACUAUUGUACUGUACUAAGAUAAAUUUGUCAACAUGUAGAUAGCUUGAAAUUGUUAUAGCUCAGUUUUAUAUUACUGAAUGUUAAAGGUGUUAUUGUAAAUUUUGUUCAUUAUAUUCAAUUAAAAAGAUUGUGAUUUUAUAUAAUGCAUGUACAGUAUAUAUAUUUGCCAAAUCUAUAAGGAGCACACCUUCCCAUGGUUACCCUAAAUAAAAUGUAUUUGAUAGAUUUGACCCAUCAUUCAGCUUGGAUUACAAAAAAAAAAAAAAAAAGAUUGCCAACCAUUCUGGCUACUGUACUGCCUAUUUGGCACCAUCUUGUUUCAAUUUUUUCACAGUAACUUCAAGGAUUUUGGAUGAAUUUAGACAAGGUUAUGUGUGUAUACACUCCCUCUUGCAGUGAAGUUUGGAAUUGUUGUGUAAAUGUAAUUUAUAGACCAAUGAAGCCAGCUAAGAAAUCCAGUGAGAAAUACAUUUUAUUUGGGUUACAUAUUUUCAUAGCAAUGUAAUUCUAUUAUUUUGUUUAAUAUUUUUGAAGCAUUAACUUUAUAAUGGACUUUCUUGUGAAAACAAUUGCAUUCUUUAAUAUGUAUUGGAUAUUUUUCCUUAAAUGUCAUGAAACUUUUUAAUUUUAGAAUAUAGAGAUUUAUCUUGAUAGCAGUCUGCAGUAAUUUUCAUGUUAGAGAACCAUAGUUUUUGAGUAGUUUUUCAUGCCAUUUUUCUAUAGUUUCAAUUUCCCAUAUGUCUGAUUGUCAACGAGCUGUGGCUGUAGGACAAGACAGUUGCUUAUGUAAUGAAAGUUAUCAUUAGAUAAAACACUAUAGAUAGUGACACUGUCAAAGCAAUACAGUAGUGCCAAACGCUCUGCAGGGAUGUGAGAUCCUAGUGUAGCAUUAAUGUGGAAGUUCAACAAUUGGAACAGUAUACAAAUGACCAGUCAGAGAAGCACAUGCCAUGUUAGAAUAGAUAAAAGUAUGGAAUAAGAAUGUAAGGAGCACAAAAGGUGGUCAAUGGCACAAUUUAUGAGUGUAUUUUGGUGAUUUGGUGAUGAAUUAAAGGUUGAUGAUAGGCUAGUGCAUGUAUUUUUGGUUAAUUUGAGGGUAGGAGAAAGAGCAGUAUCUAAAAGAUGGGCAGUGUGUGAAUGAGUGAGAGGAAGGGGGGAUCGAGUGCUAACAGGAGAUUUAGAGAACAGGCAUAUUCUUCCAUUUGACAUUUUGUGUUGAAGGCAUAUUAGAACUUGCAAGGAGCACUUGAGUCUUACGAAGCAAUGGAGUGAUUAUGUGGAUGAUUUUCUGGAUUGUGGUUUUAGUAGCUCCAUGAUACUAUGAAAUGUUGAAAAUACAGUGAUUUAACAGGUGUUAUUUUGUAAUGUCUUGUGCCAUAUUUUCCCUUAUUACUUCCCAUUUUUCUCAAGGCUGAUGCUUCCUCACCCCACGAAAUGGAACCAUUUUCUUGGGGGUAUCAAAUUGGUUGUAUAUUAUGCUUAAACUGGAAAACUAAUGGAUAUACUUAUUGUUACAUGUAUGUACAGGUUGUGGUAACACUUUUUCCCAAAAUUAUUAAAUGCAGUUUUAUAGAUUACUAAAACAGAUGCAAUUACUGUACUGUACCAUAAAAACUGUACAUAGUUAUUUUAAUUAUGUAUAUGGGUUGUGAAGUUAUUUUUAAUUUAUUUAAUCAAAUAUUUGACAAUGUUGGUUUGUUAAGGUUGGAUAUGUUGAAUGUAGUUAGUGUAAUAGCUUGCACCUAACCAAGCCCUCAAGCUAGGUUAAAGGCAGUUCUGCCACAGACAUUUUAUUUUUUAGAUGUAUUUGGUGAUGUACAGUAGUCAGUUUAUUUUGUCGCAUGUAAAUAUAUAUAUGUAUGUAAGUACGGUACUGUAAUUAUCAAAAUAACACACACAGUUAGUCCUAUAGUGUGGACUUGGCUUGUCUGAUGUACAUUAUAAGCAAUGAAGGACUGGCAAAAGUGACCAUAGCAGAAACCACUAGUUUAUGGGAUGUUUCAUGUCUUGGCAGAAGGAUGCACCAUUGUUUAAAGUUUAAUAACCGAGUGCUAUUACUCAGACCUUGGGUGAAAUUGUUCAUUUACAUCUAAUUAUUAAGCUACAUGUUGUUAUUAAGAACAUCAGAAGUAGGAGUCACUUCAGAAAGGUUGUUAGCCUAUUCUGGGCAAGGCCUGUCUAAAUCGAGCUCGUUUCUCCUGUAUAUCUACCGAGCCUAGUUUUAACACUUGUAUAACCAUUUGCCUCUACGACAGUGGCCAGCAAUCUAAUAAAUGAUAAUAAUAAUAAUAAUAAUAAUAAUAUAUUAUUAAUACUUCAUAACCUUCCUGAAUCUGAAGUCUAUCUUUUACCCAUGUUAUGCCCAUGCUAUGGGUAUAAGAUGGACCUGGUCUGGUGUGUGAAAGUUUGAAGCCUUCCCGUGUUGAUAUCCCUCAUCCACUUACCACAGUUUACCUGAGAGCUCCCUAAACCCCUGGAUCAUGUCUCCCCCUCACCCUAGGCCUUUCCAGGUAAUGCUGGCUGAGCUCCCUCAACCUCUCCUAAUACGGCAGCUCCUGAACACCAGAGUUAGUCUGCUUAUCCUAUGUGAGAGUUGCUCGGAGGAAAUCAAUGUCCACUCUGUAAUUAGUGAUAAAGGGUUGAACAACAUAGUCUUAAGUGGGGCCUCACUUUGGCUAAAUAUGAUUAGAUGAUGUUUGUACAAUACAUUGAUUCCAGAUGCUUCUGGUUAACCUCAAACAUGUGGCAGUCUUAGUAGAGGCUAUUAGGUACUGUACUUGUUUAUGCAAAACACAUGAGACGUUCAUUAAUAACAAAUCAUACUUGUACAUACUGUAUAUUGUAAAUAAAAUUAAUCUUUGUAAAA
Procambarus clarkii (red swamp crayfish) is the source of this 5552-nucleotide messenger RNA. Its product is annotated as nucleoporin NUP42. Gene Ontology annotation, molecular function: metal ion binding. The record is from RefSeq and is a predicted model, not a curated record. NCBI's taxonomy places the organism in Eukaryota, Metazoa, Arthropoda, Malacostraca, Decapoda, Cambaridae.